AUGGCGAGCGCGUUCCCCAUCCGUCCCGGCAACCGCAGGGAAGACGGGCGCCCGCCGGAUCGCCCCAUGAUCCGCGCGGAAGGGACCGGCGAGCUCGUCCGCCUGCCGUCCAUCGACAUCAGUCGCAUCUCGUUCGCCGCCAUGGGGGGCAGCGCCGAGGACCUUCGGGGCGCGUUCCCCGAGAACGACGUCGCGUACGACGUGGACAGCAGCGACGAGGACUUGGACGGAAUGGAGGCGGCCGUGGGAAGGUUCGAGCGGCGCGCGGCGGAGAGGGAGUCGCUGCGAGCCGCAGCGGAGGCCAACGAGGACGCCGCGCGGCGACUGGCGACGGAAGCUCGGGAGACGGCGAGGGCGGUGGAGAGCCUGCGUCAGCAGCGUCGGCGGUUCGAGGAGGCCCGCGUCGUGGCGGAGCGAAGAGAGAAGGGGGUAGCGGUGAGCGGUGUCGCGGGCGAAGGACGCGUCGCGGGUUCGAUGCCCGGCGACGCCGACCACCGACCGUCGUCGUCCUCCUUCGCCGACGACGAGGAGCGCGAGCUCCGCGACCUUCGCGAGAGGCGAAGGAGGGUGGACGAGCGCAUCGCGCGGCUGCUGGAGGAGGCGGCCGGGUACGACAGGGAACGAGAGAUGGUCGCGGGUUCGAAUCCCACCCGGGACGACGAGCUCGCCCUCGCCGUGGGCGACCGCGAGCGACACCGGCGAAUGGAGGAGGAGGAGGCGGCGGCGCGCAAAAAUGACGACGACGACGAUUACGAUUACGCCCCUCGAUGGAAGCGGCGGCAAGAGGAGCGAUGGGCGAGGGAGGCGGAGGAGGCCGCCGCCGCGCUCGAACGCGCGGAGGCGGCCGCCGCGGGCUCUUCGGCGCCCAAAAGCCGUGAGGGAGGUAUGGGGCCAAAAGCGACGGGGAUCGCGCCGCCGAGCCCGCUCGUUUCCGCGGACGCAGCCGGCGACGUCUGGCGCCUCCGAUCGGUAGCGCCAGCUGUGUCCGUGGCGCCAGCUGUGGGCGGCGUUUGCGACGACCUCGCGGAGGCGGCGAGGGCGAUCGUCGAGAACCGCGCCGAGGACUUCGCUCGGACGCUGGCUCACCUCACGUCCCUCGUGGACGCGCGGGACGAGGUCGGAGACACGCUGCUCCACCUGGCGGCUUCGUUGGACCGGAAGCGAUGCGUCAAGACGCUCGUGCGCGCGGGCGCGAACGUCGGCGCGAGGAACGACGCGGGCGUCUCCGUCGUGGAGCGGGCGAUCGAGCACGAGAGGUUCGAGCUGGCGGACUACCUCGUGAAGUGGUGCGAGCGGCACGGCGUCGAGCUCGGGUGA
This is a messenger RNA of Micromonas commoda, 1317 nucleotides long. RefSeq lists its product with no specific name. Gene Ontology annotation, molecular function: protein binding. Lineage: Eukaryota; Viridiplantae; Chlorophyta; Mamiellophyceae; Mamiellales; Mamiellaceae. The record is from RefSeq and is a predicted model, not a curated record. The transcript has a single exon. The coding region runs from base 1 to 1317 and encodes 438 amino acids.